Perkinsus marinus ATCC 50983 is the source of this 1311-nucleotide messenger RNA. Its product is annotated as sugar transporter, putative. NCBI's taxonomy places the organism in Eukaryota, Perkinsozoa, Perkinsida, Perkinsidae. Gene Ontology annotation, molecular function: transmembrane transporter activity. Bases 1 to 1311 code for a protein of 436 amino acids. The transcript has 12 exons. The record is from RefSeq and is a predicted model, not a curated record. Gene Ontology annotation, cellular component: membrane. Gene Ontology annotation, biological process: transmembrane transport.
AUGGCCGGCCACAUUGCCGAUGUCGUGGGCCGUCGACCUGCCAUCCUCACAUCGUACAUCGUCAUGGUCGUAGCAGGUGUGUUCUCAGCAUUUGUCAACACAGUAGACGGCCUUAUGAUCACAAGGAUAUUCGUUGGCUUGUCUUACGGUGUGGUGACUCCCAGUACUCUCACCCUUCUCUUGGAAUGCACCCCUUCUACCAAACGCAAUGUUGUUAUUGCCUUCAUCCUUGGAAUGUUUUCUGCCGGCCAGCUGCUGGUCACGGCUCUUCUAUGGUGGUUGAUGCCGGACCUGCGGCUCCACGGUGACAACUGGCGCUGGGUCAGUGCCCUUGCCAUCCUGCCAGCACUAGCAUGCCUUCCAUUCGCUGUUUGCCUUCUACGCGAGUCGCCUUACUAUCUUCUUUGUCACCAUCGAAUAACGGAGUUGGUUACUCUCCUGAAGGAGAUGGGUCGAUGCAACGGCACCUCCGAGAAGUUGUUGGACCUUAGUGAAGACACCGUUAUUCCAGCUGAUGUCCCUGUUGAUGACGAGAAGCACUCCUUCACCGGAAGGAUAUCUGGCGUUUUCGCCAAGCGUACCGGCUGGGCGACAGUAGCCCUCUGUUUCCUCACUUUCACCGGCAACUUCGCCUUUGUUGGAGUCGCCUAUAUGCUGCCGAUAGCCCUCCGCCAAAUGGCUGAUAGAGGUUGGGAUGCUGCUGGCGGCCCAAGCCCAGCCCUCUCCCUUUCUCUCAUCACCAUAGCUGGGGUGGUCGGGGAUGGCCUCUCCUGCCUCGUAGUCGUCGACAAGUUUCCUAUAGGCUUGAAGGGGGUCAUUGCUGCCUCUGCGUUUGUUGCAGCGCUUCUGAGCCUGGGAAUGAUAUCUUUGGACCUUGCCGCUCCCAUCGUCGGUCUGAUGUUGGCAUUCCUCUACAAUUUCCUUAGCCAGCCUUUCCUGAGCACAGUAUACGUCUAUAUUCCUCAUAUCUACCCCGCCUUCUGUCGGACGACCGGUAGUGGUUUCUGUAUGAGUUGGGGGAGAAUUGGCGCUGCUGUGGUACCUCUCAUCUUCGAAGGGUUGGGUAGUCUGAGUGAUGAUGUGAUGGACUCCCGUCCCCCGGCAAACCAGACUCGGACUUGGCCCUUUUCUCUUGCAUUAGCGUUCCUCUUCGCUGUCUGCACCAUUGUCGCAAUGCCUCUCCCUGACGAAGCGAGGAAUACGUCCCUCGACACCUGUGCAGUCGAGUGGGUUGAACACGAGGAAGACGUAGACCAGUCUUCCGAGGAGGAGAGGAAGGCUCUCAUCGACGACGCCGCCAAGCAGGCAUGA